Messenger RNA from Saxophila tyrrhenica, 1689 nucleotides. RefSeq names its product high affinity glucose transporter. Gene Ontology annotation, molecular function: carbohydrate:proton symporter activity. Gene Ontology annotation, biological process: transmembrane transport; carbohydrate transport. Lineage: Eukaryota; Fungi; Ascomycota; Dothideomycetes; Mycosphaerellales; Extremaceae. Gene Ontology annotation, cellular component: membrane. The record is from RefSeq and is a predicted model, not a curated record. Bases 1 to 1689 code for a protein of 562 amino acids. The transcript is spliced from 3 exons.
AUGGGGUACCAAGUCGGUAACAUCUAUGUAAUCGCCGGCGUCGCAGUCGUCGGCGGUGGUCUGUUCGGUUUCGACAUCUCUUCUAUGAGCGCCAUCCUCGGCACCCAGGCCUACAAAUGCUACUUCAACCAAGGAGACACCGUUGACGGCAACUGCCAAGGUCCUACUACAGGCACACAAGGCGGCAUCACGGCAGCCAUGCCUGGUGGUUCCUGGGUCGGUGCGCUUGUCUCUGGCUUCAUCUCUGACAUGUUCGGACGCAAGAAAGCUAUCAUGAUCGGCUGCGUCAUCUGGGUCAUCGGAUCGACAAUCAUCUGUGCUUCGCAAAACAUCGGCAUGCUCAUCGCUGGACGUAUCAUCAACGGCUUCUGCGUGGGUAUAGAGUCUGCUCAAGUGCCGGUCUACAUCUCCGAAAUUGCACCACCGACCAAGCGAGGCCGUCUGGUCGCCUUGCAGCAGUGGGCUAUCACCUGGGGUAUCCUGAUCUUGUAUUACAUCUCGUAUGGCGCCUCGUUCGUCGGUGGUGGCACUCCCCAGACGUACAGCACGGCAGUCUUCCGCAUCCCAUGGGGUAUCCAGAUGGUCCCUGCUGUCUUGCUUUUCAUCGCCAUGCUGUUCCUGCCCGAGUCUCCGCGAUGGCUCGCUCGAAAGGACCGCUGGGAAGAGUGCCACAAGGUCCUCACGCUAGUCCAUGGCCACGGCGACCCCGACAGCCCCUUCGUCCUUUACGAGCUCAACGACAUCCGCGACAUGUGCCAAUUCGAAGCCCGCAAUAGCGACGCAACCUACUGGGAGCUCUUCCAGCCCAAGAUGAUCAACCGCACGCACAUCGGCAUGUUCACACAGAUCUGGUCCCAGCUCACCGGCAUGAACGUGAUGAUGUACUACAUCACCUACGUCUUCGGCAUGGCAGGCUACUCCGGCAACGCCAACCUCCUCGCCUCAUCCAUCCAGUACAUCAUCAACGUCAUUAUGACUGUGCCCGCGCUCAUCUGGCUCGACCGCUGGGGACGCCGGAACACUAUGAUCGUCGGCGCGUUCCUCAUGAUGGUCUGGAUGUUCACCAACGCCGGCAUCAUGGGCGGGCAGGGCAAGGUCGUCGAAGGCGGCGUCCACAAUAUCCCGGAGGAAUCCAUGAAACUCACCGGCAGCGCCGCGAAGGGCUUGAUCGCCUGCACCUAUCUCUUCGUUGCCUCCUACGCGCCGACCUGGGGUCCUUGUUCAUGGGUCUACCCGCCAGAGCUCUACCCGCUGCGUGUGCGUGGCAAGGCUGUAGCGUUAGCGACGAGCUCGAACUGGGCUUUCAACACGGCGCUGGGAGCCUUUGUGCCGCCGGCGUUCGCCAAUAUCCGGUACCAGGUGUACAUCAUCUUUGGCAUCUUCAACUUGGCUAUGCUUAUCCACGUCAUUAUCCUUUUCCCGGAGACGGCCGGGAAGACUUUGGAAGACAGUAAGCCUCCCUCCUUUCCACUUCAUCAAGUUUCCAAGCAGAGACUAACUUUUGUGUCAGCCGCCGCGAUGUUCGAGUCCACCGGCCCAGACAGCCUGCCCUACAUCGGUACCAAGGCCUGGAAGACCAAGGUCGAGUACCAAAGCAUGGCGCGCAAGGAGAAGGGCGAGGUGACGAAGGAUAAGUUGGAGGCGAUGGAGCAUGAGGAGCAUAGCCCUGAGCCGGCGGAGAAGGUUUAG